Messenger RNA from Cotesia glomerata, 1111 nucleotides. Its product is annotated as serine protease snake-like. Gene Ontology annotation, molecular function: serine-type endopeptidase activity. Bases 109 to 1035 code for a protein of 308 amino acids. The transcript has 6 exons. Lineage: Eukaryota; Metazoa; Arthropoda; Insecta; Hymenoptera; Braconidae. The record is from RefSeq and is a predicted model, not a curated record. Gene Ontology annotation, biological process: proteolysis.
AUUAAUGACUCGUAAUAACAACUCAAUAACUUUUAUCAGUCAAUAACUAUUAAAUGAAUCCUUGAAGUAAAAACAGUUAGUGUGGCAAUACAAGCUUUGCUAGCCAACAUGAAGACACUUGGAUUUAUUUGGUUGAUCAAUUUUUUACCACUUUCUUCUUCAGAACGCAUUUCUCAGCAAAAGUGUAAGGAGUAUGCAAAAUUAGUGUACGCCGACGAAGACGUUCCAGUUCUUCGGCUUGAUGCUGGAACAAACACUGUUUCCAAGUGUGGGAUCAUUGAGACACCUUUAAUCGUCGGAGGAAUUAAAGCUAAGCCUAUGGAAUUUCCUCACAUGGUAGUUAUUGGAUACGGAAAGGAUGAAAUUGCUUGGCAAUGUGGUGGGACGUUAAUUUCAGAUAAUUUUGUGCUUACUGCGGCUCACUGUAUGGAUUCAAGGGAUAAGGGUCCAGCAACGAAAGUUCAAGUUGGUCUGAUUAAUUUAAAGUCUCCGGGGCCAUUUAUGCAGGAAAGGAAUAUCAAGGAAAGACUAACGCAUCCUGAUUACAAGGUUCCGUUGAGGUACAAUGAUAUUGCGUUGCUAAAAUUAGAGAAAUCUAUAGAGUUGACAGCGGAAGUUAGGCCGGCGUGCUUAGAAGUGGAGGAGAAUCUUUUAGAUAAGAAGUUUAUUGCUAGCGGAUUUGGAAAAACUGCUUAUGAAGCGGAGGCGGGGAGUGAAGAUUUGAUGAAAGUUACGCUAGAUAGGAUUCAAACGGAAGAAUGUAGGGAGAAGUUUAAAGGUGAAGUUGGGAGUAAGGCUAUGCCGGAUGGAUUGAGAGACACGAUGAUUUGUGCUGGAGUUAUGGAAGGAGGAAAGGACACUUGUCAGGGCGAUAGCGGAGGACCAUUACAACGCGUACUACGUGAACCUUACUGCACUUACAGCGUCUUAGGAAUAACAAGCUUCGGAAAAUUCUGCGCAUUUAAAAACUCACCUGCGAUUUACACCAAAGUAUCUUCAUACCUGGACUGGAUAGAAAAAACAGUGUGGCCUUGAUUAUUUAACAAAAAUUUAUUUACAAUUUUACAAUUAAUCGUAACAAGUAUCUAAUUAAAAUUUAAUUAGAAAAACA